AUGAGCUCAGAGGUGCUGGUGUCCCGGCCGCACUACGAUGACAGAGCAGUAGCCCUGGGCGUCCCUGCUCAGGACCCCCCAGUGGAACCAGACGUCCCACCACCAUCCUCCGGCUCUGCUCCUGUUGGGUACCGCUCGGCCAAGUACACACCGGCCGAGUGGUUCUCCAAGUACCACAGCAUUCUACAGAAGGCCACCACAGACCAUGGUGAAGCAGAGAGGGUACAGAGACUGUCAAAAGUCCUGUCCCAGGACACCGAGACUGACACGCAGCACACACAGGCUCAGAACACGCGUCUGCUGGGGGACCGCCUGCAGGACAUCCACUACUGGAGGUCUGAGCUGCAGCAGCACAUCUCCCAGCUGCAGGCUGACAUACAGGCUCUGUGCGGGCAGAGGCUGAGGCUGGAGAGAGCGCUGGACGCCACAGAAAUACCCUUUGCCAUAGCUACAGACAACCUGACCUGUCGGACCCGGAGGCCAGCACCAGACCUGGUCCAGGACUUGGUGGAAGAGGAGCUGCUCAAGGAGGUGGACCUCAUCAAAAACAUCCAGGCUCUGCUGAGGAGGACCACAGCUCAUGUGGUCAGUCAGAUCAAGAUAAACAAAGACACCAAACAGAUGCUGGAGAUGGACUGGUCUGAUAAAUAUGAGGCCUAUAACUUGGACGACACAUGUGGAAGAUACAGAAACAGCAGCACAGACACCAGACACCACCCCAGCUCAGCCAACGUGCAGGACCAGGUGUGCAACCCAGCGUCUUGGACCAAGUUUACUCAGGAUAAUCUGACCAAAGCCAUGCAGGAAGAGCACGCCACAUACAGCCUCAGAAUGUUGGUGGACAGGGUUCUGGAGGACACCACCAGAGACCUCAGGGUUCAGUGUGCGAGUGUGGACCAGGCCUUCACUCAGCGCUGUGAGGAGCUCAUCGAGGCCAAGACGCAACUGGAGACCAAGCGGGCGCAGAUUUUGGAGCAGAUCGGAGCUCAAGAGAGGAACAUAGUGUCUCUGCAGCAUGCCAUACAUGACAAAGAAGCUCCUUUAAGAGUGGUUCAGUCCAGACUGUAUAUACGCUCACGAAGACCCAACAUGGAACUGUGCAGAGACCCAGCACAGAUCAGCCUGGAGGAGGAGGAUAAGCAUAUUCACGCCACGAUACAGUCUUUGGAGCAGCAGCUGAGUCAGGCCCGUGGAUCGCUGUCUUAUCUGGAAGAAUCACGAAUGGCCAUUGAAAAGGACAUCGCAUUUUUCAUGGCAUGUAGCGCGGCGGCUGCAUCAGACGUUGAAGUUUAUGCAUAUGUUGGAGGAGAUGCUGUAGUGCCAUGCUCUUACCCAGCGGGCUAUAAGUCUUAUGUCAAAUACUUCUGCAGUGAAGCCUGUGGCAAUGCUGAUGUCAAGAAGUCUGAUGCUGGGAAGUACUGGUGUGGAGUGAGCAAAAGUGGAACAGACAUCUACACUGCAGUAACUCUGGCUGUUAAAUCAGAUGAGUGCUGUGACAAUGUCCAAAGCAUCCAAGCAUAUGAGCGCAGCAGUGUGUCCAUUCGCUGUCCACACCAAAACCAAUACGCCAACAGCUUCAAAUAUGUGUGCAAAGGAUCCCAGCCCUCCACCUGCCGCACACAGGCCCUCGUCACGACCAAAAAGGCACAAAAUGGACAGUUCCGGCUCAGGGACGACGAGUUCACACUGGAGCUCAAUCAUAUAACCAAGCAGAAUGCUGGAUUGUACAUGUGCGGGAUUGAGAGGAGCAAUGACUUUGAUGUUUUUUCUCGAGUCAACCUGACGGUUAAAGACUGGUGCUGUGCAACCACCCAUGAUGUGAAGGGGUUUUUGGGGCAGUCGGUGACCUUGAAUUGCCCCUAUCCUAGCAAACAUGGAAACAACACUAAGUUUCUGUGUAAGACGGACCGAGAAAAGUGUCCUAAAGUAGUGAGCAGCACAACAACUGCAGACCGGUUCACUCUUAUGGAAGACCGCUCCUCAAACUCCUUCAAAGUGACCAUCCAACGCCUCAAACCCACCGACGCAGGGACAUACUGGUGCGGCUCCGACUCUCAGUGGGCCCCUGGAAAUAACUAUGUCCGCCUGCAGCUCACUCUGGAAACUCUGAGAGCUACCACAGGAUCCUACUUCAAAACAACCAGUGACAUGCCGACAUCUGGGUCUCAAUCAUCACUUAAAGAUGCCGAUAAUGUGAUCUCUCCUGUUGUUCUGUAUGUGCUGCCUGGAUCAUUGCUGAUUGUGGUCGUGAUGAUCGCAGUCAUUAUGUACAAAUGUCUCAGAACACAAAGAAACAGAGUGGAUUACAACGUACGCUGUAAUAAAGAAGAAGUCAGCACCAAUGAGGUUGUGAUGUGCAGCAGUGCGACAUGUUUCUGA
Knipowitschia caucasica is the source of this 2379-nucleotide messenger RNA. The record is from the annotation of a GenBank genome assembly. Lineage: Eukaryota; Metazoa; Chordata; Actinopteri; Gobiiformes; Gobiidae.